Messenger RNA from Andrographis paniculata, 921 nucleotides. Its product is annotated as bidirectional sugar transporter SWEET1-like. Lineage: Eukaryota; Viridiplantae; Streptophyta; Magnoliopsida; Lamiales; Acanthaceae. The transcript has 6 exons. Bases 142 to 921 code for a protein of 259 amino acids. Gene Ontology annotation, molecular function: sugar transmembrane transporter activity. Gene Ontology annotation, biological process: carbohydrate transport. Gene Ontology annotation, cellular component: membrane. The record is from RefSeq and is a predicted model, not a curated record.
GUAUUUUAUUUUUAUUUUUGGAGGGUUCUUUAUAAAGCAGGCAUCACCAACACCGCUUUCUCAUCUUCAUCUUCUUCUUCCUCAUUUUCUGUAAUUUAUUGCUGUUGCAGAUUAGGGUUUUCUUCAAUACCUCAGGCAGCCAUGAGUAAAGGAAGGAUCUUGCACAUAGUUUUCGGAGUUUUUGGCAAUGCUACUGGUCUGUUCCUCUUCCUCUCUCCAGCGGUGACAUUCAAGAGAAUCCUCAGCAAAAAAUCGACUGAGCAAUUCUCAGGGAUACCCUACGUGAUGACUUUGCUCAACUGCCUCCUCUCCACCUGGUAUGGUCUGCCAUUCAUAUCGCCAAACAACUACCUGGUUUCGAUUAUCAAUGGAAUAGGGUCUGGGAUCGAAGCAGUUUAUGUAAUGAUAUUUCUGAUUUACGCCCCGAAGAAGGAGAAGGCGAAGAUCUUCGCCCUUCUGGUUCUGAUCCUCACCAUAUUCAGCGCCAUAGCUUUGAUCUCAAUGCUCGUCUUCCAUGGCAGCCCUAAGAAGAAGCAGUCCAUUUGUGGCUACGCCGCCAUGAUCUUCUCCAUUUUGAUGUACGCCUCUCCUCUCUCCAUCAUGAGAAUGGUGAUAAAGACGAAGAGUGUGGAGUACAUGCCAUUUCUGCUGUCACUGUUCGUGUUCCUCUGUGGAACUUCUUGGUUCAUCUAUGGCCUCAUUGGCAUGGACAAGUUCCUCUACAUCAACAAUGGAUUCGGGUGUUUUCUGGGGAUGAUGCAGCUCAUUCUCUACGCAAUUUACUGCAAGAAAGAUGGCGAUGAUUUUAAGAAAAAAGGUGUGGAGGUAGAAGACGACGACGUUAAUGGCGAUGGAGAUGGGUCUGCAACCGCCAUGGAAAUGGGCACUGCAACUAAGCCCAUUCACAGUAACAUAAAGUAG